CCCAGUGAAGAAAGGGAAAGUAUGAACAUUUAAGUGUGAUGAUUAGGAACAAGACGGCUUAUCGUAUUCUAUGUGAGGAGAGGGAACACGAGAAUGCUAUCCCGGUGUACAUUCAGAUGACACUGGGAGGUCUAGGAAACAUUCUAGCGAUUGUUUUACUCCUAGUGAGUCGACAUGAACACAAAUUCCAGUCCUUCUAUAUUCUUUUUACUGGUCUGGUAAUCACGGAUUUAAUAAAUAAUGCCGUUUGCUAUCCUUUAAUUCUUCAAAGGUACAUUUCCCAUUUUACGUGGUGUCUUUCCUAUGAACUUUGUGAUUUUCUUUCGUUCCUGGAAACAUUUUCACAUUUGGCUUCAGGAAUGUUCAUUUGUGUUAUGACCAUGGAUAGGUAUUUAUACAUUCAACGACCACCCUCAGAAAUGGCUGUUAACUCUAGACUGAAAUACAUCGGUGUAUUGUGUGCUUUAUUAUGUAUAACGGUUGCAAUAUCAAUUUUACAUGUGAUGGGACUCGGAAACAGUCAGUUGUACUACCCGGGAUCUUGGUGUUUUCUGGAUUUUACCAGCAAAACUUUGGGAAAUAAAGUUAAUGCCUUAAUCUAUUCCGUGUUUGGAAUCUCAAUUAUGAUUGUGACAGUCAUCAUAGGUUUCAAAACUGUGAUCAUGAGUUGUAGAAACACGGAGUACCAAGCAUUACUUCUCGAUAACAAUCUAGUAACAGGAAUAUAUGACACUCACGUGACCAAGUUCUUGGUCAUUUCUAUGUUUACAUUUGUUUUCCUUUGGGGACCCCUUUUGAUCGACAUUUUUCUCCACGCAACAAAUUUGACGAAAGGAAACAACAAAAAAGAACUGUGGUUUAUUCGUUUAAUGUAUCUGAACUCUCAAAUUAAUCCUUGGCUCUACGUUAUCCUCCGAAGAGAAAGUUUGCGCCGAAUAUUCCUAAUGAUGAUGCAGUGUAGAAAACUCUUCUCUAGAAAUGAAGAAGAAUCUAGAUACGAGGAAGUUCAAAGUUUUGCUAGUAUCGAACAUGAAUAAUAAAGACACUAGUGUGGUGUUCGACUUCUCUGUGAGUUACAAGUCACCUCUCGUACCUCAACCCCCCAUCCUAGAGAGAGAGAGAGAGAGAGACUGCCAAGAUGCUGACCGUAAAGCAUGGUGUAUCGUUGAAUGUUUUUACAACCGUUAGUACUGUUUAUCAUAUAUAGAUCAUUUUGUUGUUUAUUAUAUUAACAUGAUGAUUUGUUCGAUUGUUAAAUUACAAAGUUAAGGCAGAAGCCAA
Molecule: messenger RNA, 1281 nt
Organism: Saccostrea cuccullata (small rock oyster)
Lineage: Eukaryota; Metazoa; Mollusca; Bivalvia; Ostreida; Ostreidae
Product: prostaglandin E2 receptor EP4 subtype-like
Exons: 2
Coding region: 39-1037 (332 amino acids)
Biological process (GO): adenylate cyclase-activating G protein-coupled receptor signaling pathway; positive regulation of cytosolic calcium ion concentration; inflammatory response
Cellular component (GO): plasma membrane
Molecular function (GO): G protein-coupled receptor activity
Source: RefSeq, a predicted model, not a curated record